Messenger RNA from Cryptococcus wingfieldii CBS 7118, 2088 nucleotides. RefSeq lists its product as hypothetical. The coding region runs from base 1 to 2088 and encodes 695 amino acids. The record is from RefSeq and is a predicted model, not a curated record. NCBI's taxonomy places the organism in Eukaryota, Fungi, Basidiomycota, Tremellomycetes, Tremellales, Cryptococcaceae. The transcript has 5 exons.
AUGGCAGAACCAAGCGACGCACUUCUACAUCCAAAGCAAGGAGAGGGGAAAGAUGCCAUUUCCCAGGAAGACAUCAGCUCGGCUAUACAUCGGAUGGAAAAGCACCUUGAAGACAUUAAGCACCGUCAAAGCACUAUCAAAGACAUCGUUGCUUCUCUCAGCAAUCUUGCUGAGACAGACUUGCUCGACCCGGCUAGAGACUAUCGGGUGCUCACUCGAGAAGCUGCCGAGUCAACUUUGAAUAUCGCUGGGCGUCUUGUCUCCGCAAAUUCGAAAAACGCAGUAUUAGACAACAGUCAUCGAGGCUGGAAUGCAGCCCAGGCCAGUCACUGGGCACACCAGCUACAUCAAGAGUUCGAUUUACUCGAAGAACGGGGGAUGGCGUAUCACGGAAAUGGGACAUGGGCCCCUUCCGAAGGUGACUACCAUAGUGUAAUUGGCUCCUUGGACGAACUCCACAAUGGCAUGAUCACCAAGCAGCAGGCAGAUGAGGUUGGUGAUCUCGAAUCGUUUAUUGACGCCAGACGAUUCGCGGAUGCCUUGAGAAGCCAAGUCGUCUCCGAGGAGGUCUUUCCGAAGCUUGUGACUAGGAUUCACAAGGAUUUGUCAGUUGCACACACAAGCAAACUCUCUGGCUCACCCUCGACGAGAAAGAAGACAGCUUUGAAAUGGGAUAAAGCCCUUUCUGAUAUCGAAGGUGCAAAAGCGCGGUUCGAUUCAUACCCUGGUUGGGUACUCGAAGAAGGUCAAGAUCUCAAGGUAUUCGAAGACAGGGUAGAAAAACUUCACGCAGUCUUGAGCGAGCCGCUCGAGAAAGAAUCUCAAUUAGAGCAGUGUAAUUCCCUCUUCAACGACCCCCGUCCCAACGUCUCUAAUGCCAUAUUCAAGGGUGCGCGUCUCGGGGACUUGGGCGAGCUGUUGGACAAUAGGAGCCGACGCGUUGAGAAUGCUCUACUUCUCAAUAGAUUGGACUCUUCUGAUGCCGCAAAAAACGUGGCAGAGCAAACCUCAGAGGGAGUUGUGCGUACAACAUUGGGUGAAGAGGACGAGAGUGCAGCGCAAAGGGACAUCUUUAGCUUUGGUGCUCCGUCCAACCUGCUAACCAACGCCCAAGCCUAUGAUAAGCUAUCUCGAGCGCUCGGAAUGAUGGUAGACGGCUUUACGUAUGAGCCAGAGACUACCCAUUUCCGUCCCUCCAUUGCUCAGUCGUACAUGCGAAGCCUAGUGAGCUUACGAGAUCAAGUGCAUGGUAAAUUUGAUAGCUUCUUGAUCGAGAACUCAGAAGGCGAGUUCAAAGAGAACACACCGAGAGAGGAGUUGGUUAAGGCCUUUGACCAUAAGCGCAAUUCAAUGACCGGCUCGGCAGAUGCUCGAAAAGCUGCUCCCAAGGUCGAUACCAUGGUAGAAAAUCUUGUCCAUGAUCUGCACAGUAAAAUCCAAACCGCCCAAAUCGGCUAUGAAGCAAUACACACACAGCAGGGUACGAAACAGAGUCUGGUCAAUCACUAUCGAGCGCUCUCAGACCUUAGUGCAGCGAACGCGUUAGUGAAAGAAUAUUACCCCACCGAGGUAGCUACGACCAAAAAGCAAAAGAGUAGGCAACUACAUGAGAGGCAAUUGGACAUGGAAAAGUCAAAGGCGACCCUAGAUCUGGCCUGGGAGGAAGCAACGCGAACGCAUGACGAAGCGCAAACAGAAGGAGCCCUCGAACAUGCCGUUAGCCGUGUCACUCUUGAGGACGUAACAGAGGAAGUGGAAGACGUCCCUAAGGAGGUCAGGUCCAAGAUUCCGGAUAACGCAACCGCUGCACCGUGGAAGUCAAGUUUCAAUUGGGCUGAGGAUGAAGACGAGGCAGAUCUGACUUGGUGGUUAGUCGGAGAAAGCCAAUUCAGGCAGAAGACCAGAAGGCUCAGAGGGGAGACGACGACCCCGACCGGGUCCUCUUUCGCUGGUGACGACCAGGAGGGGAGUGACCCGUCAGUGACAGAUCUAUCGAGUGCGACUGGUACUGGAGGAAAUGCUUGGUUUAGACCUGGAGGUCUACCAGCCUCAAAGCGCCUGUUCCAAGGACUAGGCCGAAGCAGAUAG